AUGAAUAUCGGAUCAAAGCCGGAAUCAACUUAUUUCACGCUCGAUGUUCUCGGGCGGUAUAUUUGCAAUACAUUCGAUGAGGCACUGGCCAACUCCGAUCCUACAACUCGGGCGGCUGCCGGGUUGCCGCCGCGCAGCGAUAUGCAGCCGUUUGAUUUCAUUGUCAUCGGUGGCGGGACCUUCGGCGGUGCGCUAGCUGAGCACCUGUGGUUUCGCAGCACUGGUAGCAGCAAGCGCAUUCUCGUCCUUGAGGCUGGACCAUUCCUGAUCCCUGAGCAUCAACAGAACCUGCCAACUUUGGGGCUCGGUGGUGAGGUGUGGGGAGUGCCGUGGAAUUCGAAUGUCAGUUCCACGGGCCUAGCGUACUGCGUUGGGGGGUUAUCCAUAUGGUGGGGCGGCUGGGCAACGCGCCUACUUGAUUCAGAGACGCCUGCAAGUGUCUGGCCGCCGACGGUGCUGAAAGAGCUCAACGACAAGAAGCUGUCGAACGGAGACAACGGCUACUUUCGUCAAUCGGGUCAGCAACUGGGCGUGACAACCACCAAUGAUUUCAUAUUCGGCGAUCUGCAUGCUGCGUUGCGAGAGCAACUCUACAAGGCUCUGGACUCCCGAAAGGUCGCUGAAGCCACACCGCUGGCGUCACUGCCCGAUGCUCCACCGGUCGAAAUUCUGGACACUGCGCCCGCAUUGACUGAGCUUGCAGCUCUGCUCGGCGCCUCUUUGCCCAAUCCCUUGCCCUCCACUCCAGCUGCACUGGCGCAGCUCGAACAGGAGUUCCGCAACAAGCUCAAGCUUGAGGCGCCGCUAGCUGUGCAGGCCAGGCCCGAGCACGCCGGAUUCUUCCCAAUGAACAAGUUCAGCACCGUUCCGCUGCUUAUCAAGGCGGCGCGCGGUGCGUCUAGAGAGUCAAAUGGCGAUGACGUGCGCAAGCGGUUCAUGAUCGUGCCACGCUGUCACGUCAAACGCUUGGAUGUGAAGAGUGAGCCUGGUGGCAAACGUGUCACUGCGAUCCAGACUCAGCGCGGGGAAUUCCCUGUUGCGUCUGGUUGUAAGAUCAUCAUCGCGCAGGGCGCGAUUGAAAGCACCCGCCUGGCUCUGCUUUCGUUUGGCGAAGACGGACGCAUUGGUUCAAACCUGAUGGCACACCUGCGGUCCAAUAUCGACUUCCAGAUACCGCGCACGGCGCUCACAGGCCUGUCACCUACGAUCAAAGCCUUGCAGAGCUCUGCGCUGCUGGUUAGAGGCCAGCACAAGUUCAAGAAGCCCGACGGCACCGAUGACGGCACAGUUGGCCACUUUCACCUCCAGAUCACCGCGUCCGGUCUAGGAAAUGCCGCCAACCCGGAUUCAGAAGUCGAGCUGUUCCAGACAGUACCUGACAUGGACACUGUCAAACAGCAUCUCCUCGCUACCGAUUCGAAAAUCGUCAUCACCAUUCGUGGGAUCGGAGAGAUGCAACCCGACAAUCCGAACAGUAACGUGACUCUGGAUCUUGACCCAAACGAGGUCGACUACGGCGAGCGCAAGGCGUACGUGAACCUGAAACUCACGGUGAAGGACCAGCAGCUGUGGGAUGCUAUGGAUGCGGCCUCUGAUGAACUGGCGGUUGCUCUAGCUAACGGAGGAAAGGUUGACAUAAUCAGCCGCAACCCAACAACCCAGAUAGUGGAGAGGAAUGUUGAUGCCACGGGGCUUACGACAGCCCUGCCAUAUCGUAUACCGUCUACCGCCAACGACGCCGGUCGUCGCGACGGCUUGGGGACCACUUAUCACGAGGCGGGUACAUUACGAAUGGGGGACGAUUCAAGUAAAUCCGUUACGGACGCAAACGGAAAGUUCCAUGGUGUAAAGAACGCCUAUGCUGUCGGACUUUCGGUCUUUCCAACAGUCGGCUCGCCCAAUCCGAUGCUCACAGGGAUUGCGCUGGCACGGCGACUCGGAGAUCACCUUACCCCAAGGGGACCGACAGCUCCUCCGCCCGCAUCCAAUGCCUCAGGGAGCCCGACAGCUUCUCCACCUGCGCCGGAUACAUCGGGACCGGCGGACCAGUAA
This is a messenger RNA of Coniosporium apollinis CBS 100218, 2052 nucleotides long. RefSeq lists its product as uncharacterized. The transcript has a single exon. The record is from RefSeq and is a predicted model, not a curated record. The coding region runs from base 1 to 2052 and encodes 683 amino acids. Lineage: Eukaryota; Fungi; Ascomycota; Dothideomycetes. Gene Ontology annotation, molecular function: oxidoreductase activity, acting on CH-OH group of donors.